Molecule: messenger RNA, 750 nt
Organism: Rotaria sp. Silwood2
Lineage: Eukaryota; Metazoa; Rotifera; Eurotatoria; Philodinida; Philodinidae
Source: the annotation of a GenBank genome assembly
AUGAGUGGAAGUUUUCGUUUGUCGUCACUGGAAAGAAUCGAAGUAGUGAAAUGGUAUGCCAUUUUGGAUCUUGUACAAAAAUUCGACAAAACUGGAAGUGUCCAGGAUUCGCCUGGAUCUGGUCGAUCUAGAUUUGUCAGCACUGACGAGAACAAAGAAUGUGUUCUUGCCGCUUUUCAAGAAAACCCUGAAACUUCAACAAGAAGAGCUGCUUUGGAACUAAAUUUGUCUCAAAGUAGUCGUCGACGAAUGAUGAAGGAACUGGGAUUGAAGCCAUAUCGUCCCCAAUUACUGCAUGCUUUAAAUGAAGAUGAUCCUGAGAGACGUUGUGAAUUUGCUGAGAAGUUUUUGAACUUGAUAGAUGCUGACUCUUCCUUUCUUAGUCGAAUCGUUUGGACAGAUGAAGCCAUUUUCAAGUUAAAUGGUCACGUCAAUCGACACAAUUGCGUCUAUUACGCUAUAGAAAACCCUCAUAUCGUCAUUACUGAAGAAAUGAAUGCACCAGGCGUUACUGUAUGGGCUGGAAUUUGGGUCGGAGGGAUCAUCGAGCCAUUCUUCUUUCGUGAUAAUAUCACUGCAGAUAGCUAUCUCGAAACGCUACAAGAAAAUAUUGUUCCUGAUAUUGCACGUGAAAUGCAUUUAGAUGAAACAUUUUAUAUGCAUGACGGAGCUCCAGCUCAUCAUGCGCAAUCUAUUCGACAAUUCUUGGACGAUACAUUUCCUAAUCGAUGGAUCAGUCGACGUGGAUGA